AGGUGAAUGGCAUUGUGGGUAAUCGAAUCUUCUACAGCUGUACACUUAAACUGUUGAGAAAUUAUCCGACAGUACGGGAUGAAAUUGGGUUUAUUUUUUAUUAAACUAAACAAAUAACAAAAAAAAUAGGCAGCUUUUUGCCCUCACUGUACAUAAGACUACCAAAGCAAGCCAUUAGCUACGUCAAGCUAGCUUCUUAGCUAGCAAAAUGGCAGCUCAAGUUGACCACCGAGGACCGAAUCAAUCCAGGGGCCGUUGCUACGAUGUCAGGAACCAACCAGGAGCCAUUGAGACCUGAAAUAAGAAGCUACUACUUCAUCACAUAAUUUACGGCUAAAGAGGUGCAAUGUUGGGCGGACACAUUCGGUGUACAUUCAUCAAUAUAAGUUGAAUGGUGAUGGUGGAUGAAUGACUGUUGGACAGUUAAACAAGGUCAAAGACACCCUCAGCAUGACGGAGCAAACACUGCCCACAUGGCCUGAGGAUUCACCGCUGCGCUUUCCACCGUGAAUAACACGGAAUAUAGCUCAGAUGACGGCAACGGUAAAAACGCCACUGCGAAGGUCAUUCAGCGAGCAUGUGAAAGUCUCCAGCAAUAAGGCUUGGGAUGUCUUCUGGAGGACUGCAAGGGAAAGGAGGCUGUGGGAGAUCGAAGCCAAGGAGGCCUGCGAAUGGCUGCGAGCAGCCGGCUUCCCUCAGUAUGCACAGUUAUUCAAAGACAGCAGGUUCCCCAUCGACAUUGAGUUUGCCAAGAGGGAUCACCAUUUCCUGGAUAAGGAUGCUCUGGAUUCUCUCUGCAGGCGAUUAAUCACUUUGAAUAAAAGUGUGGAAUUGAGGCUGGACCUGCCCAAACCAAAACAUCAAUUGAAUGAAGACUUCAUUGACGAAGAUUUCUGCGCAAUCAGCCCUAAGUGGACCUACGACAGGGCAAUGCGACAAUGGCGGCGCAUCAACUCUUCCACAGACUUCCUCCGCUUGUCUGACAGCUCCAGCCUUCCACAGGAAAUGUCUCUUUGUGACAACCGGGAUGUCCGAGACCAUCAUGAUGUCUGCUCCAUCCACAGUUCCAGUAGCACUGAAAGUGAAAGCCAAAACAGGCGCCGUAAGCGUCACAGAGACAAUGCUGUUAACCAAAGCAACACGGAUGAUCAGGGGACCAGCAGAAGCUCCUCACGCUGCUCCUCUUCAAACAAGACUCCAUCGCUGGACAUCUCAUUCAGCGGACCCCCUUCACCGGGGGGUGUAAGUGGUGGAGGAUCAUCCACCAUGAGUCUGGAAACUGAGGCCUGCGUCACAGAGAAACCGCCUCGGAAAAAGGGGACCAGUCUGCUAAGGAAGAUGGAGAAACUGCGGUUAAGAGGAACAACAGGCCUCCUGUCUGUUCCGAGGGACAAUGGGAGUCUGGCUCAGCUGGUUGUCCGAGAAACUGCAGGGGACGGGAGGAUGGAAAGAGGUCCAUCAAGCCAAGCGUCAUCAUCACCAUCCUCACCUCACGCUAUGAGCAGCAGCAGCAGCAGUAACAGCCAGUCAGAGAGCAGUAGCGUGGUCAGCACUCCAAGCCCAGUCACACGUGUCCGGAGUAACUGCAAACGCUCUAACAGUGGUUCCGAAAUUGGCAAGGGAAUGACAUGCAACAACCACCAGAACCGAACAGAAACAAAGGACAAGGACCAGAUCAACAACAACAUCAGCCACGAGGGCCUCCUUUUCCACAUCCCCCAAGGACAUAAACCGGGGACAUUCCCUACUUCCCUCGCACACAAACAUGGCCUUAUGUCCCCCAUCAUUGAGCAAACCUCUGUCAACUGGAGAACUGGCAGUUUCCACGGUUACCAGAGUAACCGUGGCAGUUGCCGUCGAGGCAUGGCGUCGCAUGCCACCUCGUCGCCUUGUCCCAACGAUGCCGGCAUACGGCUGAGUAUCUAUGACAACGUUCCAGGUGACCACCAACUGUCUGAAAGUGAAGGUGGUAGCGGUGGAAGUGUUAGUGAGGCAGAGCGACUGGGGGAUGAGUUGGAUGUAACUCAACUGUUAGUAGGCGAGGAUGUUUUUUCCGCUCUGGACACAGUUUUAGAAAGGAUCAACAACCUGCAGAAACUCGUCUCUACCUGGACUGAAAAUCUAUCUGAAGAUGACUCUCAGCAAGAUUCCACCUGUGCCUCCUCUUCUUCUACUUCUUCCUGCUCCCACGAUUCACUCGCCCAUUGCUCUUCGGCCGCCUCCCCUUGCCCUUCCUCACCUACUUGCAUCCACCUGGUGGUGCAGAAUUCAGAGGAAGAGGAGGAGAGCUGUGAGAAGAUAUCUGAGAGCGGAGACGAGUCAAAGACCAGAUCAACGCCAGACAAGAGCAGCAGAGUGAGCCAGCAGCUGCACUGGUCGAGUGAGCAAAGCCUGCUGACCCUGCCAGCUAGUCCAGGGGUGGAGAACCAGUCUGUCACCCAGUUUCUACUGCUGCAGAAGCUCGCCUUGCUCAAACUUACCGCCCUGAUGGACAAAUACUCCCCGACCAGCAAGCAAGGCUGGAACUGGACCGUUCCGAAAUCGCUGAGGAAGACCAAGGCGACACAGGCGAAAGGGCGGCGGGUUUUUGGUGUUCCCCUGCUUGUCAAUGUGCAGCAGACAGGAGAACCCCUCCCUCCCAGCAUCCUCAGGGCGCUUGUGUACCUGAAGACAGAGUGUUUGGACCAGGUGGGUCUUUUCCGGAAGUCGGGGUUGAAGUCUCGGAUCCAGUACCUCCGCGAGAUGCUGGAAUCCAGCCCCCAUGGUGUUUCCUAUGACGGACAGUCUGCUUUCGACGUAGCCGACAUGGUGAAGCAAUACUUCCGAGACCUGCCUGAGCCCAUCUUCACUUUCAAGCUGUGCGAGUCCUUCCUCCACAUUUAUCAAUAUUUUCCCAAAGAUCAACAGCUGGUCGCAGCCCAGGCAGCCAUCUUGCUGCUGCCAGAUGAGAAUCGUGAAGCGCUGCGAACACUGCUCUCCUUCCUGCGCGACGUAGUGGCCUGCGUGGAGGAGAACCAGAUGACCCCCACAAACAUCGCCGUGUGCCUGGCGCCGUCGCUAUUCCACCUCAACGCACUGAAGAGAGACAAAAGUGCAGCCAGAACUAGUCACAGGAAGUACAGUCAUGGGCUCCCAGACCAGCGUGAUCUAAGCGAGAACUUGGCCGCCACCCAGGGCCUCGCUGACAUGAUCACAGAGGCCCAAAGACUUUUUGAGAUUCCAGAAUUUUGGCCCUCUCAGAACUUGAGCUCUGCAGGCCAGGCGGAGGACCUUUUAAGUGAGGUUGCAGGAUCGCAGUCCCCUGGUUCUGGUAGUUGUGAGGACGAGCUGGAGGAACGGAGAAGGAAGCUCCAGAUGAGCACCCAGCAGCUUCUGAAGGAAGCCAGGGAGAAGAGCCGAGGCUGGGAGAACCAAACUGCCCCAGAGGCGGUGACGCUGGCUCUCAAAAAGAUGGAGGAUGGUUGCCCCCUGUGGAUGUGGCGUGGCUCCGUGGAGGUGGAAGCACACCAGGAGGAUUUGUUUCACCGGCUGCUUAGGGAACAGGAGCUGUGGGAGGGAGGCUUGCACCAGACUAAUAUAAUCCAGACGUUGCCCAAUGAUGCCGAGGUCUAUCACUACCUCCUCCAGGGCCAGGGCCACGGUCUGGGCUACUGCCCUCCCCGGGAGCACCUGCUGCUCAGGACCUGGCAGGCAGACCCUUACUGUGGCCCCCUGUAUCUGUCCUCUGUGUCCACGGACCACCCCGAGGUGCGACUGGAGGGGGUCAGAGUCCACACACACUCCUGCCUCUACUUACUUGAACCCACGGGAGCAAGGAGGACCCGGCUGACGCACUUGUGUCGAACUGACACCAGGGGCCGCUCACAAGUGUGGCACCACAAAGUGAGCGGACAUCGCCUGUCUGCCGGUCUGCUGGCGAUCCAAGAGUCCUUCAGAGCUCAACACAAAGAGACCGGCAUUUGAUUGAAGAGUUUUUUUGCACUUCAAAAAAGGUAGCACUCUUCACUAUCUCUUGUCUCGUUAAACUGCAGAGCUUCACUUGUAUUCCAAAGUGGAGCUCACAAACCCACGGUGAGACCUUUCCCGACAUUGCUUCUCUUUGGCUCCGCUUGAGUUUUUUUCCCCCGUCGGAGGCUUUUGAAAGGUGGUCUGCCUCUCCCCAAUGAGACAUUCACGAAGAAGGAAAAAACACUAAGGGCGGAAGCAAGGGAAAGAUGCAGCAAGCGUACGGCCCACGGACGCACACAAACACAGGAAGUAAGAAGGACAAACAGCAGGAAGUGUGGAUUUUUUUUGUUGUCCAGCAGAUGUUAAAUGUGAGAAAACAGGAGGCCAUGUACUGUGCCUACCUCUCCGCGGGGCGGCGCCACAAUGUUUUUGCAAUGUUGCGGAUUGACGAAAACUUAAUGAACCACAAUGGGCGACUAUUCUGAACGCUGGCGGAUAUCCGAGCAGACUCGGCGAAUACUUCAACCUGAACGCGGUUCUGGACGUGACGAGGGCAACCAAAACCAGCAAAGGCGCGCCAGAAAAUUGAUGGAAUUGUUCCACUCUAUUUAAUUCAACUCCAAAUAUCGGAUAUUUAAAUCAAAGCUCUCAACAAAAUGCACCUGAUUAAAGUGUUUUUGUCUGAGAACGCGUGUCCUGUGUUCUUUGACGAGGUGAAGACGAGAUGAAUAAAGCUGGCACUCACGUACAUCAAAACAAGUCACCUUUUCUCGCACUCUUAAUACGCCCACACAUAAUUAAUUUGCACACAUUUCCAUAUCUUCCCCGUUCAUCUGAGAUUGGAUGGUUUAAUCUCUGAUAAAAACUCUCAACAACGUGGGAAGAAAAAAUACUUUUAACGAGGACGGAAGAGCCCUGUAUAAGCGGGAUUUUGAGGAAGGAUUAAUUUAUGCACAUGACAAACAAACAGGAGCACAGAAAAGGCCUACAGGCGCCUUCAAUAAAUCUGGCUAUGUGUGCGUCGCUCCCAUAUGGAGCUAAAACAACUAGAAGUGACAUUUUGGACCGGUCCCUUGGGCUUGGCCAAAAAUAUGUCGUAACCUACUUCACGAAAGGCCUUAUGCAUUAAUCAUUAGAAAACAGCGUGUACAUUUUUAGGGUUUUAGUCAUGUUUGAUUGACUUCAUCAUGUACUGCG
This is a messenger RNA of Entelurus aequoreus (snake pipefish), 5145 nucleotides long. Its product is annotated as rho GTPase-activating protein 7. Gene Ontology annotation, molecular function: lipid binding; GTPase activator activity; protein binding. The record is from RefSeq and is a predicted model, not a curated record. The transcript is spliced from 19 exons. Gene Ontology annotation, biological process: signal transduction; actin cytoskeleton organization; regulation of Rho protein signal transduction. NCBI's taxonomy places the organism in Eukaryota, Metazoa, Chordata, Actinopteri, Syngnathiformes, Syngnathidae. Bases 532 to 3963 code for a protein of 1143 amino acids.